Truncatella angustata is the source of this 984-nucleotide messenger RNA. RefSeq lists its product as uncharacterized. The transcript is spliced from 4 exons. Lineage: Eukaryota; Fungi; Ascomycota; Sordariomycetes; Amphisphaeriales; Sporocadaceae. The record is from RefSeq and is a predicted model, not a curated record. The coding region runs from base 1 to 984 and encodes 327 amino acids.
AUGCCGCGAAACGUCUGCGUGACUGCCGCCGAUGGCCACACCGGUUUUGCCAUUGUUGAGUUACUUCUUGGCGAGCUCUUCUCUAGCAAGGUCGACUCGGUCGCCGCACUCGUUCUGGAUCCGAACUCUGAUCGUGCAAAGCAAGCCAAGGACUUAGGAGCAGUGAUCGUUCCCCACAAGCCCGGACGCGAGCGUGACAUUGUCAAGACACUAAAGGAGACAGGUUGUGACACUCUCUGCCUGAUCCCACCCGCUCACCACGACAAGAUAGAUAUAACCGCCGAGCUCAUCUCUGCGACCAAGAAAGCUAAUGUGCCGAAUAUCUUGCUCAUUAGCUCGGCAGGCUGUGAUUAUGCCGAUCCGCGCAAGCAGCCGCGCCUACGCGAGUUCAUCGGGCUUGAGACCAUGUUGUUGCAGUCUAAAGGUGACAGCAGAACUGAGACCGGCCAUUCGUCCUGUGUAAUACGUGCUGGAUUUUACGCCGAGAACCUCCUGCUCUAUGCCCCUCAGGCUAGAGAUGAGGGUAUUCUCCCCAUUCCAAUCGGCCAGAACCACAAAUUCGCUCCCGUGGCCCUCGGAGAUGUUACCCACGUUGCUGCUCAUGUUCUGAUAGGCAAGGGUAAGCACGGUUUCGAUGACAAGCACCGAGGACAGAUGAUGGUCGUUACCGGACCUGAGUUGUGUGCCGGAGAAGAGCUUGCCACUGCCGCAAGCAAGGCUCUUGGCACGGAGAUGAAGUUCGAGGAUAUCUCGGAGGCGGAGGCUAAGAAGAUUCUGAAGGCCCAGUCUGAGAGCGACAACUCUGAGCUUCAAUAUCUCCUGGAGUACUACAGUCUGAUUCGCGAGGGCAAGACAAAUUAUAUCUCCACUACAGCCUUCGUCAACGUCACUGGAAGCCAUCCGACCGAGCUUACUGAAUUCUUCAAACUUUACGACACCGAGCUGAAGCGACCUACGAAGAAGGCUAAGACAAGAAAGCACUAA